GUUUGACACUUGUUUUGUAAAUUUGCAUCCCACUUUCUUUAAUCAAAGGUGAUAAAUAAAAUUAUUUAAAAUGUCUCGUUCUUCGUCACGUAUCGAUACCAAGAAAGUAAAUUCAGAAUUGGUUACAUUAACUUAUGGGGCUUUGGUUGCACAGAUGAUCAAGGAUUUGGAUAAUGCUGAUGAUGUUAGCAAGCAAUUAGAAAGAUUAGGAUAUAACAUGGGUAUAAGGAUAGUAGAAGACUUUCUAUCAAAAACAGGGAGUGGUCGUUGUCUGGAUCUUAAGGACACUGCUGAUAAAGUACAGAUGGCUUUCAAAAUGUAUUUGGGUGUUCAACCAAAUGUGGCUAAUUGGAGUGCAGCUGGUGAUGAGUUUUCUUUCAUUCUGGACUCUAAUCCUCUCACUGAAUUGGUUGAGUUGCCUGAUGAUCUGAAGAACUUGAAAUACUGUAAUAUUAUUUGUGGAGUGUUAAGGGGUGCUUUGGAGAUGGUCCAUUUGGAUGUUCAAAGUUGGAUUGUGCAAGAUCAAUUGAAAGGUGACAGCAACACAGAAAUUAGGCUUAAGUUUAUAAGGAGAUUAGAGGACUCCAUUCCAGCUGGUGAAGAUUAAAGUAUUUCAUAUAAGUAUAUUUAAGAAAAUAAAAAGUAAGAUUACAGUUUAUUUGACUCCAGGAAACUUUACAAUAUUUUCUAUGUAUUUUGCAAGUGCCAGAAUCAUAGGUUCACUUAAAUUGCGACCCAUUAUUUGUAAACUUAUAGGUAAUCCUUUUUUAGAUAACUUUAUUGGAAUUGAGAUUGCUGGCACACCUUUAAAAUAAAAUUAUUAUUUUAUAGUGUA
Messenger RNA from Nicrophorus vespilloides, 835 nucleotides. RefSeq names its product trafficking protein particle complex subunit 3 (gene Bet3). The transcript has 2 exons. The record is from RefSeq and is a predicted model, not a curated record. Gene Ontology annotation, cellular component: TRAPP complex; cis-Golgi network membrane; cytosol. Lineage: Eukaryota; Metazoa; Arthropoda; Insecta; Coleoptera; Silphidae. Bases 71 to 607 code for a protein of 178 amino acids. Gene Ontology annotation, biological process: intra-Golgi vesicle-mediated transport; endoplasmic reticulum to Golgi vesicle-mediated transport.